Molecule: messenger RNA, 3908 nt
Organism: Belonocnema kinseyi
Lineage: Eukaryota; Metazoa; Arthropoda; Insecta; Hymenoptera; Cynipidae
Gene: Nos
Product: nitric oxide synthase, salivary gland
Exons: 24
Coding region: 122-3556 (1144 amino acids)
Biological process (GO): nitric oxide biosynthetic process
Molecular function (GO): flavin adenine dinucleotide binding; NADP binding; nitric-oxide synthase activity
Source: RefSeq, a predicted model, not a curated record
AUACAGAGUCAAACUGAGCUUCACUCUCGCCAGUAGUCAAUCGAACCUCACGGGAAUAAGUUUUAUUAAAUUUAAAGACAAAAAUUUUUUAAUUCUUCAAAUUUCAUUUCGAGUUUCCACUAUGAAGGACCAUGAGCCUCCCCCUAGUCAGAAAAAGCCAGCUAAAUUGAGGAACCUUAUUUACAAAACUGAGGCUUUUGAUUCCCUUUAUUCGAGAGGUGCCGAGAAAACGCAAUGCAACAAUCGUGUUUGUAUGGGAAGUAUUAUGACACUUCCAUUUCAUGGAACCGAACCUCGAAGCAAGGAAGACAUUUUGGUCCAAGCAAAAGAUUUUCUGGAACAAUAUUUUUCCUCAAUCAGAAGAGUGAACAGUGAAGCACAUAAAUCUCGAUGGGAUAGUGUUCAGAAGGAAGUGAUGGCCCAUGGCACUUACCAAUUGACAGAAACAGAAUUAGUUUUUGGGGCGAAAUUAGCUUGGAGAAAUGCCGCCAGAUGCAUUGGUCGAAUUCAAUGGUCAAAAUUACAAGUUUUCGACUGUCGAUAUGUGACAACAACUAGUGGAAUGUUUGAGGCAAUUUGCAAUCACAUUAAAUACAGCACAAAUAAAGGAAACAUAAGAUCAGCAAUAACGAUUUUUCCACAACGAACUGAUGGAAAACACGAUUUUCGAGUUUGGAAUCUACAGUUAAUCAGUUAUGCUGCUUAUAAAAAUGAAGACGGAACCAUUAUUGGUGAUCCAGUCAAUUUAGAAUUUACUGAACUGUGUAGCAAAUUGGGAUGGAAAGGUCCUCGAACAAAGUUUGACGUUUUGCCUUUGGUUUUAUCAGCCAAUGGACACGAUCCUGAAUGGUUUGAUAUUCCAGCUGAAUUAAUUCUUGAAGUUCCCCUCGUUCAUCCAACCUUUGAAUGGUUUGCAAAAUUAGGACUAAAAUGGUACGCAGUUCCAGCAGUUUCAGGAAUGGUUUUCGAUUGUGGAGGAUUAGAAUUUACAGCCGCACCUUUUAAUGGAUGGUACAUGAGUACAGAAAUCGGGGCACGGGAUCUUUGUGACGUUGGAAGAUACAAUUUAUUAGAGACGAUUGCAAGUCAUAUGGGAUUAGAUACAAGGACUUCCAUAUCUCUCUGGAAAGAUAAAGCCAUGAUCGAAGCGAAUGUUGCUGUUCUUCACAGUUUCCAAAUGAAAAACGUGACGAUUGUGGAUCACCACACAGCUUCCGAAUCUUUUAUGAAGCAUUAUGAAAAUGAAAUGCGAUUGAGAAAAGGUUGUCCAGCUGAUUGGAUUUGGAUUGUCCCUCCGGUUUCUGGAUCAGCAACUCCAGUUUUUCACCAAGAAAUGGCGCUUUAUCAUUUGAAACCUUCUUACGAUGCUCAGGAUCCUGCCUGGAAAACACACAUCUGGAAUAAAGGAAGGACCAAAGGACCGAUUUCGAAAAAACCAAGGAGGAAGUUUCAUUUUAAACAAAUUGCAAGAGCUGUUAAAUUUACAUCGAAAUUAUUUGGUCGGGCCCUUUCAAGGAGAAUUAAAGCAACAGUUUUAUUUGGGACAGAAACUGGAACUUCACAAAUGUACGCCGAGAAACUUGGAGAGCUUCUAGGACACGCUUUUCAUUCUCAAGUUCUGAGUAUGUCGGAUUAUGAUAUCAGUAAUAUUGAACACGAAGCCCUUCUUCUGGUUGUCACUUCCACAUUUGGAAAUGGAGAUCCGCCGGAAAAUGGCGAGGCUUUUGCACAAAACUUGUACGCUAUGAAAAUGAACGAGACUUACACCAACGAAAAAAUAAAGUCAAAUUUCAGUCUUGCGACAUCGAAAUCUUUUAUUAAAGCCAAUAGCCAAACCGAGGUGGGGAACUUGAAGAAAUUGGAUAGAUUAGAUUCUUUGAGAGGAUCGACUACAGACUCGCAAGCAGACGAUACUUUUGGACCUCUAAGCAAUGUCAGAUUUGCCGUUUUUGGCUUGGGGUCAUCGGCCUAUCCGAAUUUUUGUGCAUUUGGGAGAUACGUGGAUAAUUUAUUAGGCGAAUUGGGAGGCGAGCGUUUGCAUCGUUUGGCUCUAGGUGAUGAAAUGUGUGGACAAGAACAAGCUUUCAGGAAAUGGGCCCACGACACAUUCGCUGUUGCUUGUGAAACUUUUUGCCUUGAUGACGACGAAACAUUAUUGGAAGUAGCUCUUUCCCUUGGCUCUGAUGCAGUUUCAGCUUCAACUGUUCGAUUUGUUGAAGCGGAUCCUCAACCCCUUGCUAAAGCACUGAGCAAAUGUCACAACAGAAAUGUUACAACAUGCAACAUGCUUCGAAAAACGAACUUAAGCAGAAUUAAUUCAGGAGGAACGACUCUCUUACUCGAAUUGGACGAUUUGGCGUCUAUGGAAAUAAAUUAUAAGCCCGGAGACCAUCUAGGUGUUUAUGCUUGUAACAGGUCCGAACUUGUUGAAGGAAUUUUAAAUCAUUUAGAAUCUCCGUUCGCAGCCGACGCUUCCAUAGAAUUACAAAUGCAAAAGCAAUCUCACACUCCAAAUGGAAUCGUAAAAACCUGGUUACCACAUGACAGAUAUUUGCCAAAUACUUUACGAAUGUUGCUGACCAGAUUUUUGGAUAUUACGACUCCACCUUCUCCAAAUUUGUUGAGAUAUUUUGCUUCAAUUGCGACAAAUCCGCAGGAGCAGGCUCGACUUACUCUAUUAGCAACAGACUCAGCAGCUUACGAGGAUUGGAGACAUUGGAACUUCCCGAAUUUGCUGGAAGUUCUGGAAGAAUUUCCUUCUGUAAAACCUUACGCUCCUGUUCUCUUGCUUCAUUUGACCACAUUGCAGCCGAGAUUUUACAGCAUUUCUUCUUCACCCCUCGUACAACAGGGACAGAUUCAUUUAACUGUUGCCGUUGUUCAAUACAGUACACAAGGUGGUUCUGGCCCUCUUCAUUAUGGCGUUGCCUCGAAUUAUUUGCACGACAUUUCUGAUGGAGAGCCGAUUUAUGUUUUCGUCCGCAGUGCACCGAAUUUCUAUAUGCCCCUUGAUACAAAAGCCCCGAUGAUAUUGGUUGGCCCAGGAACAGGAAUUGCCCCAUUCCGAGGAUUUUGGCAUCAUCGAUUAGCCCAAAUGAAAUUAAACAAAGAUGAGGAGUUUGGAAAAAUUUGGUUAUUCUUUGGAUGUCGAAAAAGCGAUCUCGAUCUCUACCGACAAGAAAAACAAGAAAUGUUGGAAGCCGGAGUUCUCGAUAAAGUAUUCUUGGCUCUAUCCCGAGAACCAGACAUAAAAAAGACGUACGUUCAAGAUUGCAUUCAAGCAGAAGCUUCUCAAAUUUACGAAAUGUUGGUUCAUGGACAAGGACAUUUUUACGUUUGUGGAGAUUGUACAAUGGCUGAAGAUGUUUACCAAACUUUGAAACAAAUUAUUCAAACUCACGGACAAAUGAUGGAUAAAGAAGUCGAAACUUACAUGCUUUCCCUGAGGGACGAAAACCGAUACCACGAGGAUAUUUUCGGCAUAACUCUCCGAACGGCCGAAAUCCACAACAAAUCGAGAGAAACAGCGAGAAUCCGCAUGGCCUCUGAACCCUAAUUUCAACAAAAUGGCCUUUUCUCACGAAAAAAUUCCAAGAAAACAUUUAAACAAAAAAUCAUAUCGCUCAAAGCAUAUCCUUCACUUUCUGUAAUUUUUUCAUCGUAUUACCUAACAAUAAUAAAGUAAAUCUAUCAUAUAUAUAUAUAAUUAAUAAAAUCGUAUCUAUUCAAAUAACUAAUAAGACUUCCUCGAAGAAACAUAUAAACGAAAAACUCAAUCUAAUCAACUUAAAAAACUUCUCUCAACAUUUUUCAGGAAUUUACAACUUCUCCAAAUUUGUAGUUAAAGGAAUGAAAAAAAAUUCCCAAAAAUCUCUCAUUGUCAACAAAACUGUAUUUAAAAAAAAAAA